UGUUGCCCUCACAGACGCCUCUGCCGGCCCCAGCCCGUCCGGCGCGGCCUUACCCGCGGCACCGAGGGAAAAUGGAGGCGUCCGCGGCGGCGGCGGCGAGCGGCGGGGGGCGGAGCAGGCGAGCGGCGACCUGCGGGCGGGCACAGGGAGCCGAGCGGCUUCCGCUUCCGCGGGCGGGGAUGGGGCCGGGGCCGCUGCUUGUGCCAUUGUCGGCGCUGAUCACGGCGGUGCUCGCCGGCCCCGGGCCCGUCACCUGCGGCUCCGUGGUGAAGCUGCUCAACGUGCGGCACAACGUCCGUCUGCACUCGCACGACGUGCGCUACGGCUCCGGCAGCGGGCAGCAGUCGGUGACCGGGGUGUCGGCGGCGGAUGACGGGAACAGCUACUGGCGGGUGCGGGGCCGCACGGCGACCGUGUGCGAGCGGGGCACGCCGGUGCGCUGCGGGCAGGCCAUCCGCCUCACGCACCUGGGCACCGGCCGCAACCUCCACAGCCACCGCUUCGCCUCCCCGCUCUCCGGAAACCAGGAGGUGAGCGCUUUCGGGGAGGCCGGUGAGGGUGACUACCUGGAUGACUGGACGGUGGUGUGCAGCGGGACGUACUGGGUGCGGGACAGCGAGGUGCGCUUCCAGCACACCUCCACCGACGUCUUCCUCUCGGUGACGGGCGAGCAGUACGGGCGGCCCAUCCACGGGCAGAAGGAGGUGCAUGGCAUGGCGGCCUCUAGCCAGAAUAACUACUGGAAGGUGAUGGAAGGGAUCUUCAUGCAGCCCAGCGAGGUCUUCAAAGCGGAGCAGUACCACGCUGAGUUGUGAUGGACAGACUACCACUGAGCCUCUGGGUGUUGCCCUGAAGUGUUUGGGGCCACUUGACCCAAGGGACAGCCCUUGUUCCCACGUGUGUCUGACAUGUGUCAGGACAUAGAGCCACAAAUCCGACACGAAGCAAACCCCAGUGUCCUGAAUUCAAUGUGGAGCUGAUCCUGGUGUCCCAAAUCUGACACAAAGCAGAUCCCAGACCUGACCCAAAGCAGAGCCCAACAUCCAAAUGUGAAGCAGGUCUCCAUAUCCUAAAUCCAGCCUAAAGCAGAUCCUAACAUCCAGACCUGACCCCAAGCAGAGCCCAAUGGUCGAGAUCCAGCACAAAGCGGGUCCACACAUCCCAAAUCCAGCACAAAGCAGGUCACCUCCAAAAUCCAGCACAAAGCUGAACCCAAUGUCCAGACCUGACCCAAAGCUGAGCCCAGUGUCUGGGCCUGAUCCUGAGCAGGUUCUCAGACUCCUCAACCCUUCCAUUGUAGCUCCCUCCUCCAGCUGAGGAACUCCCAAAGGGCUGCAGUAUUCCGGUACCCCCUUUGUGCUGUACCCCCAUGCUGUUCUCAGUGCGUGUCUGGGACCAUAAAAAACCUGAAUCCUC
Molecule: messenger RNA, 1416 nt
Organism: Colius striatus (speckled mousebird)
Lineage: Eukaryota; Metazoa; Chordata; Aves; Coliiformes; Coliidae
Gene: SDF2
Product: stromal cell derived factor 2
Exons: 3
Coding region: 72-815 (247 amino acids)
Source: RefSeq, a predicted model, not a curated record